AUAUAUAUAUAAUCGUAUCCACUCAGAAAUCUAACAUACACGCGCAUUUCAUGUGUCAGUGUGUCAACCACGUGUAUCGUCAUGCAUAAGCAUAAAGGAAAGAAAAACACGAAAAAAAAAGUGGUGUCAUAAUGUAGCUUUCCAUCGAUUUGGCAUAUAUUCCGCUCUAUCGAUAAGCAACAUUCACAUACUAUAUGAGAAAGAUAUGCGCAACGUCAAUUCAAUACCGCUAUCUAUGCACCGCGUAUACACGGAUCAGCUUAGCGUGCUGUUACCUUCUGAAUAUAUUAUGGAAUAGUAAAUUUAAUGACGACUUAACGUUCACGAAGCUUCGUGAUAUAUUUAGUCAUGGAGAACAUUGAUAAACAUUCUGUGAAAAUGAAAAGUUAAUAUUUGAAAGGCAAAAUAUUAAUUUUUUCUUUUAUUAUUUAAAGAUAUAAAAUUCGUUUUUUAUAUAUUUAUUUAAAUUUUUAUAAUUUAGAAAUGUAGGUUAUGUAAGAAUUCAGAAAGAUAAAAUGAAAGAUGGUUAAAUGGUUUAUUAAGGAAAAAAAUUAUUGGGAGAAACGUUCAUUAUUUAAUAUAUUUAAAUGUGGUAACAAUCGAUCCUCCUUCAAAAUGUUGCACCCUCGAGUGUCCAGCUGCUGGUAUCGGAAAUGGGAAGGUGUACCAGUUCGAUGCUGCCUUCAAUCCCGAGGCUACCACCGAGUCAGUCUACGAUAAUGUCGGCUCUGUCAUUGUAGAAGCUGUCUUAGAUGGCUAUAAUGGCACCGUAUUUGCCUAUGGACAAACAGGUUGCGGGAAAUCGCACACGAUGCGAGGAUUCAUCGAACGCACUUUGGAUCACAUCUUUGAGGCAACAUCGACAGCCAGUGCGGAAAUGAGAUAUUUAGCUUUGCUCAGUUAUCUGGAAAUUUACAACGAACGGUUAAGAGAUCUUUUACAAGAUGGGAUGAGCAAUAUGUUGACUUUGAAGGAAGAUCCCAAUCGUGGAACAUACGUAGCUGGUGGUUUAAAAGAAGUUACGGUAAAGGAUGCCGCGGAAUGUGCUCGAUUGGUUGAACAGGGUGAUAGAAGAAGAGCUGCUGCGGCUACUAAAAUGAAUGCAGCCAGUUCUAGAAGUCAUGCUGUACUGACUUUAUCUUUGGAAACAUUAGCUAUUAACGAAGAAGAUAGUAAAGCUGAGAAUACAGUAAAAAGAGGAAGACUUCAUCUGGUGGAUCUAGCUGGAUCUGAAAGACAGGCUAGGACUGGAGCUACUGGGGAUAGAUUGAAAGAAGCAGCUAGUAUUAAUUUAAGUCUAUCUGCUUUAGGAAAUGUGAUCAGUGCUUUGGCUGCUGGUCAUGGAAGACACGUGCCAUAUAGAGAUAGUAAGUUGACAAGGUUAUUAAGGGAUAGCCUCGGUGGAAACGCAAGAACAUUAAUGAUAGCCUGUAUAAGUCCAAGUGAUGUGGAUGCAGAGGAAACAUUGAGUACCUUACGGUAUGCAGCCAGAGCUCGAUGCAUCAAAAAUAAACCUGUAAUCAACGAAGAUCCAAAAGAUGCAUUAUUAAGACAGUAUCAAUUAGAAUUGCAACGUCUGAGGAAAUUACUUGAGAUAGGUGAUCAUGAUUCGUUAAUAAAAGAACCUUUUAUUAAGCAAGAAAUUGACGAUGAAAAAAUGAUCAAGCAAAAAGAAUACGCGGAAGAGGUGGAAAGAUUGAAAAAACAAUGUGAACAUUCGAAUUUAUCUGCUCAAAAACUUCGAGAAGAAUUGAAGGCCUUGAAGAUUUGUAAUGGAACUGGUGCUGUUGAUAACACGAGUUUAAAACUCGUUUCUCAGCAGCCAAUGGACGAACAGGACUUAGAACGCGAGGAAAGGCGAAGGAAGAAACGAGAAGCUGCUAUGCAAGAAGUGCUGAAAAGGUUGGAGAAAUUAACUAUCGGAGGAGAAGAGCAAGGUAAUACGGAAUUGCAAAGGCGAAGGGAGAAAAGGAGAAAAAAACUCGAAACUCUUGCUUCGGCACUCGAAACAAGUGCUCAAGAAGGAAAUGGAUGCGUUUUUCAAGUCUAUGGUCAGCUUAGAUCCACAGAAGAUGCUUUGAAACGUAUGGCAAAACGAGUGAAACAAUUAGAAAUGGAAGCAGGAGAUCUUCAAGCUUCUUGGGAUGCGGAGCGACGCGAUCUUCUACGCAGAGAGCUUCUCAUAUCUCAAAUAUGCGACGCGAUGGUUCCUCAUCUUCGACCCGGAUGUCCAUUUCGAGAUGUCGCAGCUGUCAGAUCUGCGGCUACUUGGUGCGAUGAGUUAAAUCGUUGGAGACUACCGGAUGUAUCGCCGCAUAUUUCCCUUCCUCCAGCAUCGUUAAUGCCUAAAGAUAAUAUACAAUAUAAUAUAUUGCCUUCCAAAUCUGAUCUCAACAAUAAUAAUAAUAAUAGCAAAGACAAUGAGAAUGAAAUUGAAAGUGAAGCUCAUAACGAGGAGAAUAGUGAACAAGAAGAGAUUAAAAAACCGGAUAUCGUUGAUACGUAUUUUCGACGAAAUAGAAUCGACAAAUUGUUAGCUCAUGUCAGGGAAGCAAAAACUUUUGAACUCGGCAACAGAUUGAGUAAAUCAGGCGGUUCUGAAGACAUCAUUCCGCUUGGAGGCAAUCAUCUUCAACUGAAUGCGUUGAAUUUGCAAACUAGCGCGUCAGUGAUAGGUGACUUGAAUGGUUACAGACCUAGCCAACGUCUAUCGACUGGACGAAUGAGUCGACCAGGUUGGAUGUUGGAAGAAAAUUCGACAAAUAAAAUUUCUUUUGUCAACCAGACGAUAAAACGAAAUCCGCCGCGAAUUUUGGAAGCUUUGCCCUUGUAUCCACAAGGUACAAAUGGCGCUUUUAAAAACAAGUCCAUCUCGGAGAGGAUAUCCGAUAAACUUUCGUCGAGAUUCAUUCACAACGAAGUGAAUGAUAAUCAUUCAACAUUAGUUGAACAGGCUCGUUCCCCCAUGUAUUGAAGUUGAAAGUGCAAAAGCGAUGAUAAUUGGGGACAACGGACUAGAAUGAUAUCGUGAGAGACUGUGAUUAAGGAAACAGCGUUUAAAACUUGAAUCAACACAAUGGAAUAAAUGUUCUGCCGGUUUUCGUUCUUGGACAACAUAGAUCGCGUGUGAAUUGCUUUUCGUUAUAAGAAGAUAGCCAUUUAAUGAAUAGCUCUUGACCUCCAAUGUUUCUUAACGCUUAUUUAAUAUUGUUCUGUAGAACUUUAAAAACAUUUUUAAAACAUAGAACUUCAAAAAUUAUUAUCCUGAAUCAAGAUAUGAAAGAUUUAUUUUUUCUUAUUUUUGAAAUAUUACUUUAUUUUGUAUAUAUUCAGAGAUUAAUAGUUGAUCACUAGCGAUAUUAUGUAAUUUUGAUUUAUCUUUUUGUAUGGAAAAAUUUUUUAUUUUAAAUUAAAUAUUAUUGAAAAAUAUAGUUUAAAAAUAAUAAAAGUUAAAAUUUAAAAAAAUAUUAGGGAUAAAGGCAAAAAUUAUGCAUUAAUCAUGUAUAUCUGAUUGAGAUUUGUAAUAUAUUUAAUUAAAUAAAUAUAUAUAUUAAAUUUAGUUAAUCUCUUAUCUAUAUAAAAGUAAAGAAUAUUCUUAUAAUAUAUAUUAUUAUGAAAUGUUUUAAUAUUACAUUUUACAUUAAGAUUAUUAUAAUUCAGAAUAUUUCUGAAAAGAAAAAAUUAUACAAAAAUUGAGUAAUUGAACAAGUGAAAUUGUAUAAAUUCAAAAUUAUAUUUAUAAUAAUCUAAAUAUCUUUAAUGAAAGUACAAAUUCUUACAAAAUUAUCAUUAGUUGGUGACCAAUUUCUAAAAAAAUAUACUACAAUUAUUCAAUUUGUAAAAUAUACACACUUUAUUAUAUAUCCUGAAAAUUAAAAAAUAAUAUUUAUUUUCUAUUUUUAUAUAAAAAAAUGUUCGAUUAUAUUAUACGACUUAAAUUAUAUGCAAUCAUUGAGUUGAAAUCAGUACAUUAGAUGUAAAUAUAUUUUCUACAUUUCUAAAAUCCAGUACUCUAUGAAUCCGUGCGCGAAGUUUAUGCAAUCCAACACACUUUUUAGGGAAAUCUAAUUAUGAAAAAAGAAAAGAGAUAUAACGAAACAGAAUUUCCAAAUCGGAUGAAAUUAACGAUGAGGUAAAAAAGGAGGAACUUUAAAGAUAGUCGCGCAAUGGCGAAAAGCAAUGAUCACGGUUGCCUGACUAUGAUUCGUUGAAAUAUUUUUCGAAUGUUGUUAGUUUGUGUUACACCGAUUUAUCGUUUCACAAUAAAAUUCAUUGCGAAAUGUCCGUCUUUCUCGGGAGAGAAUUCAGAUAUACGAACUGCGGCGUUUCACCUGACACAUGCGCCAUUAAAAAAGUGCCAGAGAAAGGAUCAAUCUCGUAAAAGUGUAUUUACUGACCGAUCCGCAUCAUAGUUGUAUGAAAUUCUUGUAUAUAGAGGAUUGUUUAAUUUUUAUACGAUUAUGAAUAAAAAAAAUGUGAAACAUAAAAAGCAAUUAUAUAAUAGAAUGGAAAUAUAAUUUUUA
Molecule: messenger RNA, 4523 nt
Organism: Apis cerana (Asiatic honeybee)
Lineage: Eukaryota; Metazoa; Arthropoda; Insecta; Hymenoptera; Apidae
Product: osmotic avoidance abnormal protein 3
Biological process (GO): mitotic spindle organization; microtubule-based movement; spindle elongation
Cellular component (GO): microtubule associated complex
Molecular function (GO): microtubule binding; ATP binding; microtubule motor activity
Source: RefSeq, a predicted model, not a curated record